AUGCUUCAAACUCCAGUUGCUUCCACCAACCUCAGCUCUGGGGAGCUCUCUGCCCUCGCCGCAUGCAUCGACAGCAAGUUUGUCUUUUCCUACUUUUCGGUUCAUGGUCAAGCCCUGACCACCCGUGCCCUGCUGUGCGUAGCCGGCGCCGAUUGGGAGGACAACAUGAUCCCGCUCGAGACAUGGUCCACGGAGCACAAAGCCAAGUUUCCCUACGGCACCAUCCCUGUCCUGCACGAACAGUUUCCCAAUGGCCAAGUCCUCGAGAUUUGCGAAAUCGCCGCCAUCGAAAAGUACAUUGCCCAAAAGUUCCACAUGGUUCCUGAUAGUCUCUGGGACCAAGUCCGGCACAACGAGGCGCUUUCCUUGUCCGAGUCAUUGUUCAAGUUGUGGAUCUUUCGUGCCUCCCCCCAUAUGGAUCAUAAUGCUCAUGUGGGGAUUCUCAUGCUGCUCAAGACCCACACGCUGCCCGACUAUAUCCAUGUCAUGGAGAAGCUGUUGAUCAAGAAUGGCGACAAUGGACAUCUUGUGGGCGACAAGUUUACCCAUGCAGAUGUCUUUACGAGUGUUGUGCUCGACUACAUGAUCAGCAUGAGGCCCUUGAAGGACGUGUUGAACAAAGAGUCGGCCCCCAGGUUAUUCAAGUUGAAGAGCUUGGUUGAUGCCCAUCUCAAGUAUGCAGCCUAUCGCAAGAGCGAGGCUUACGCUGUCGCGUCCGAGGGAAUGAACAAGAGGUUUUCGCAAGGCGUGUUCGACAUCGAUUUUUCCAGAACCUUCAACCUUGCUUUAGAAUAA
This is a messenger RNA of Linnemannia hyalina, 795 nucleotides long. The record is from the annotation of a GenBank genome assembly. NCBI's taxonomy places the organism in Eukaryota, Fungi, Mortierellomycota, Mortierellomycetes, Mortierellales, Mortierellaceae.